AUGGAUUGGAAGUUGGAGUGGGAACCCAUAACAGACGGUUUCCACAUGAAGCUGAGAAGCUGGUGCGGGAAGUAUCUCAGAGGAAACAGCGGCAUGGCGUCGUGGAGAAACUCCGUUACUCAUAAUUGGAUCCUCUGCGAUUUGGAACCCGUGCACGAGUUUCCUGUGAAAAUUGUUUCUUUCACGGAGAGCAAGUUUUCGUCGUUGGAUUCGGAGGAUGAGCUUCCGAGUUCGGAAGGAGAGUCGUUGAGGAGUCAGAACUCGCAGCGAGAUGCAGAUCGAUGUAAUUUCUUUUCAUGGAUUGAUGAAGACAUUGACGUUGGUUCAACUUAA
Messenger RNA from Glycine soja, 333 nucleotides. RefSeq lists its product as uncharacterized. Bases 1 to 333 code for a protein of 110 amino acids. Lineage: Eukaryota; Viridiplantae; Streptophyta; Magnoliopsida; Fabales; Fabaceae. The record is from RefSeq and is a predicted model, not a curated record. The transcript has 2 exons.